ACAGAAACUUGGGGACGGGCCGGUCUACCCAUUUUAUAAAAACCAAAUAUUGGAUAAACCCAUCAUCUCAUCGCCCAUUUUGCCGCUAUUUUUGGUGCAAUUCCACCUCUAUCCUUUCUCCCUGGUUCCAUGUCUAGAGGAACAGACCGUCUGGUGAAGAAUUUGAAGAAAUUUGCGGACUUUCAGUACAAGCUCUUCACAACUCGGUAUGGGCAGCAGGUCAUUGACAUACUCGAGUUUCCAUUUAAGGUGGUUUUAUCCCCUUUCACGCUUGCCUUCGACAUUGCCGGCUCAGCUCCUCGUGGCUUCGGCGUUCCCGAGCUCAUCUCCAAGCUCUCAUAUGCCUCAAUCUUUGAACUGUCAAACUUGCAAUGGGUGGCAAGCGAUGCGGUGUACCAAGUGUAGAGGGUCAGGAAUGGUGAACUACCAAGUUAAAAACUAUGCGUUGAAAAGUGGAGAGAGGGCAACACCAGAAAGUAUUGCAGAUGCCAUUGCAGAUAAUCGGGCCGAGUUGGUUCACCUUCCUUCCACCUUGGAUCUUCAUACACCAUUGCCAUCCAAAGACUGCCCAACAUGUGAUGGAACGGGAGUAAUGAGCUGCCCUGAAUGCAAGAAUAAAUUACAAGUGAGAAUCUCAGCAGAUGAUAUCAUGGAGCCUCCUUGGAAAGCUUAUAAUGUUUUAAGAAAGAUGGAAUAUCCUUAUGAGCAUUUAGUUCAGAGUAUGAAGGACCCCAGCAUUGCCACGUUUUGGUUAAUAACUUUCCCCCAAAUUGUUGGGGGAUUCAACUUUGACGAUGAUGUUAAGCAAAAGAUUUGGUGGCAGUACAAGGAAUCCAUGCGAUAUGAUCAACUCAGAGAUGCUGUCGCGAAGAGGCAACCUGGAUGGGAGUACUUGCAGGAAGCCUUGAUCUCCAUAGACCCUGUUCGAGCCAGGGAUGAUCCUGUGGUUGUGAAAAACAUCCCUUACUACAAGGCCAAGAAGGUACUGGAGGCAGAAGUGAUGAAGCUGGAUCCUCCACCACGACCAGAAAAUUGGGGUGAGUUGAACCUUCCACUGAAUUCAUCUUCUUGGAGUCAGGAUGAUCUUAAAGACCCAGGAAAAUUUUAUGAAAUGACUGUUCUUCUAAAUGCCCAAAGAGAAAUUGCUGACAAAAUCUUGGAUGCGCAGUGGGAAACUAAAUGGCGGCAGGAAAAGUUGAACGAGUUGCUGGAGGAGAAGCUGCAGCCUUACCUUAAGAGUGCCAACAGCAAUAUCCUUACAGCACCAAUUGUGUUAAAGUCAGAGAGCCAAGAUCAGAAGAGAAAUCGACGACGACGAUUUUGGUUCUUUUGACGACGUGCUAUCUGGGCAUCCCAGAGUGCAAAGUUCUCGGUGACAUUCUUUCUCAAGGUACCUUGUCUCCUCCUUUCUUUGAGUUAUAUUUCAUCGUUGAAAGCAGCUGGAACGUGCACUCGAAACUUGACCGUACUGUAUCUAUGCCCCCGCCCCGGAAAAGAAAGAAAAAAAGAAGAAACGGAAGAUAGAAAUGGUGUUGAAAAUCAUUCAUGAGACUAGUGUGGUUUUGGUACACUUAGAUUGCCCCACUAGAACCUCUUAUUUUUGACCAGUUAGCUUCUGAAUUUGCUCAAAUUCUUGCUGUCUUAAGAGGUGGUGUAGCUUCUUUUUAGAUGAUUCUAUUUCUACUGUCCUUUUUAUGUGUUAUGGCUAAUGAUAUUAGUGUGUCAUAAUAUAAAACUCUUCUAUUCGCUUAACUGAUUAA
Molecule: messenger RNA, 1760 nt
Organism: Momordica charantia (bitter melon)
Lineage: Eukaryota; Viridiplantae; Streptophyta; Magnoliopsida; Cucurbitales; Cucurbitaceae
Product: embryo defective 2737
Cellular component (GO): chloroplast
Source: RefSeq, a predicted model, not a curated record